AUGCCUCCAAGGAAGAAUACUAGUGGCGGAAAGGGUAAAGGAAGAGGCCGCCCUCGCGCCCGCGGUCCCUCUCCCGACCACGACGGGGACUCGUCGAGCGCGUACGAGCCCUCUCCCGAGUUGGAGUCGGACCCCGCCGCCCCGGCCACACCUCGUCGGGAGCCCGGCCCUCCGGCGAGCGGUAGCGGUGCCGCCAGUGGUGCUAAUAGUGGCGGCCCUGGUAGCAACAGACGACGGCAGGGAAGCUCACGCGCGGCCAGAGCGUGGGACUUUACCGAUGUCCCCCUCAGUCAGGAUCAGCGACUGAGGAAUAUUCGCGCCACCGGGCGUAUGCUCAUUUCUUGGGGCCGUCCACGGAUGGCCGAGAAACUACUCCUGAACAUGCAGUACGAGCUAGUUCAGGCCGGGGUCGAGAUCCCGUACGACAGGAUUGCCCACCGGCUCCGCCCCGGUUCUUCCGGGAGCGCGAUAUCGCAAUUCCUGGGCCGUACCCGUGAGCGGCUCGUGGCAGAGGGCCACCUUGUGCCUCCCGUCCCUGGCUCCAUCUUCAGGCGCGAGAUCCGGGGCUAUGUCCGCCGCGACCCGGAGUCCGACGAUCUCCACUCAACCCGCCCGGUGACAUUCAGCGAGCCACUCGAGGAUAGGUUGGUCAGUUUGCCGGACGCCGCGAACCUCUACGUGGGCCGGCGGCGGAGGGGAGGGCGCAGGGGCGCUCGGGUGAGUGACGAAGGGGAAGAAGAAGAGGAAGAGGGAGAGGAGGAGAGCCCAUCCCGCGCCCAAGCGGCUCCCAGGAAAAGGCAGAGGCCAUCCCGCGGUUCCCCUGGCUCUGUACCUCGACAUCAUCGCCAGAAUGACAACCGACAUGUGGGCAUCCAGCCCGAGAGUCCAUCGGGCGGCAUUGGUGAGUCUGGCGAAAACGACAGGCACGCCGACCCGUUUCUGAGGAACGACGCUUCUCGCUUCCCACGCGCCAACCCUAGACACGCCCGUCGGCAUGGGGAAACUCACAGGCCGGUUCCCCGAGCACGAGGCCCCGGAUUUUGGCAACCUGAAGCUAUCCGCGAUGUACGAGGUUACCCCCCGGCGGUAGAGGAGCAGGACGAGCAGGAUGAGCAGGAGACCGGCUUCCACUGGCGCCAGCCCCCGCCUCCUCGCCCACAUCCCGAGGAAGAUUUCCUUCUCCCUACUCGCCGUGAUACCCAGCAGAUGGCACCCAGACAUCGCAUCCCGCCUGGGCGUGCUGCUGCCCCUCCGGCUGCACUAGGCUACGAGGGUUACGGUUCGUCUGAACAUGCAGGGAGGCUCCCACCCAACCCCGACCCGCAUUACCGCCCCUUUUCCGAGUACAUCCGCCACGGCGGCGGAUAUGGGCACGGAUACUGGCCCCCCAUGCCACCCCACCCGGCCGCCGCCAGCCCCCACGGCCCCAACUUCCCCCAACUCCCCUACCAACCGCCGCCUUGGGGCGAACACGGGUAUGGCAACCCGAACCCGGACCUCCAGCACCGGGGCCACGGCCCCCCAACCCACAAUUUCUACGAACCCCCCCAAUACAACGACUACAUCAACCGGCCCCUCCCACCGCCGCACCCCACCCCCCCGGGCCACUACAACAACAAUAACAACAAGAACGAGGGCAUGCACCGCCACCCCGGCGCCCCCCCAAUGGCGCUUUUCAACCCGCCCACUCCUCGACGCCCAACGGCGAGAGGCCGCAACGCGCCGUCCGGCGGAGGCCGUCGACAGCUGCCCCCGGCCGCUGCGCCCCCCAACCCACGUGGUGGUCUGCCGUCCCCGGGCGACGAGUCGACGCAGGUGCAGACAAGCCCUCGGAGUGAUGGGCAGCGGGAGCAGGAUUCGGAGGAGGCUAGUAGUGACGGGGGUGGAUCGGUGGUGGUGGAGGGUGAAGUGAAGUAUGAGGAGUCGAAGUGA
This is a messenger RNA of Chaetomium globosum CBS 148.51, 1932 nucleotides long. RefSeq lists its product as uncharacterized. Bases 1 to 1932 code for a protein of 643 amino acids. The transcript is spliced from 3 exons. The record is from RefSeq and is a predicted model, not a curated record. Lineage: Eukaryota; Fungi; Ascomycota; Sordariomycetes; Sordariales; Chaetomiaceae.